Kuraishia capsulata CBS 1993 is the source of this 1233-nucleotide messenger RNA. RefSeq lists its product as uncharacterized. NCBI's taxonomy places the organism in Eukaryota, Fungi, Ascomycota, Pichiomycetes, Pichiales, Pichiaceae. Gene Ontology annotation, cellular component: mitochondrion. The coding region runs from base 1 to 1233 and encodes 410 amino acids. The transcript has a single exon. The record is from RefSeq and is a predicted model, not a curated record. Gene Ontology annotation, molecular function: homocitrate synthase activity.
AUGUCCAAUCCAUACGGCCCUAACCCAGGCGAUUACCUCUCCAACGUGAGAAGCUUUCAACUUAUCGAGUCUACCUUGAGAGAAGGUGAACAGUUUGCCAAUGCAUUCUUCUCCACCGAAAAGAAGAUCGAGAUUGCCAAGGCUCUGGAUGACUUUGGUGUUGACUACAUAGAGUUGACAUCUCCAGUUGCCUCCGAGCAGUCGAGACUGGACUGUGAAGCUAUCUGCAAAUUGGGACUCAAGGCCAAGAUCUUGACCCACAUCAGAUGUCAUAUGGAUGAUGCCAGAGUUGCUGUCGAGACUGGUGUUGACGGUGUUGAUGUCGUGAUUGGAACAUCUUCGUUCCUUAGAGAGUAUUCGCACGGUAAGGACAUGUCCUACAUCACCAACAGUGCUGUUGAAGUGAUCGAGUUUGUUAAAUCAAAGGGAAUCGAGAUCAGAUUCUCGUCGGAAGACUCGUUUAGAUCCGACAUCGUUGAUCUGCUCAACAUCUAUAGAACCGUCGACAAGAUCGGUGUGAAUAGAGUUGGUAUUGCGGACACCGUUGGAUGUGCCAACCCAAGACAGGUGUAUGAAUUGGUCAAGACUCUCAAAUCGGUUGUCAGCUGUGAUAUUGAAUGUCAUUUCCACAACGAUACCGGAUGUGCCAUUGCCAACGCCUACACGGCGCUGGAGGCUGGUGCUAAGUUGAUUGACGUUUCGGUGCUGGGUAUCGGUGAGAGAAACGGAAUUACCCCAUUGGGCGGUUUGAUGGCCAGAAUGAUUGCUGCUGACCGUGAAUACGUCUUGGGCAAAUACAAGCUCCACAAGCUGAGAGACUUGGAGAACCUGGUGGCCGAUGCUGUUCAGGUCAACGUUCCAUUCAACAACCCAAUCACGGGUUUCUGUGCCUUUACCCACAAGGCUGGUAUCCACGCCAAAGCCAUUCUGGCCAACCCAUCUACCUACGAGAUCCUCAACCCAGCUGAUUUCGGCUUGACUAGAUACAUCCACUUUGCCAACAGGCUCACGGGCUGGAAUGCCAUCAAAUCGAGAGUUGACCAAUUGAACCUGAAUUUGACUGACGACCAGUGCAAAGAGGUCACUGCCAAGAUCAAGCUGAUGGGUGACAUCAGACCCUUGAACAUUGACGAUGUUGACUCCAUUAUCAAGGACUUCCAUGCCGAUUUGAAACCAAGCGAGGACAAAUCUGAGCAAUCCGAGGAGCCAGAGGUCAAGAAGCAAAAGGUUUAA